This is a messenger RNA of Lottia gigantea (owl limpet), 1155 nucleotides long. RefSeq lists its product as hypothetical. The record is from RefSeq and is a predicted model, not a curated record. The coding region runs from base 1 to 1155 and encodes 384 amino acids. NCBI's taxonomy places the organism in Eukaryota, Metazoa, Mollusca, Gastropoda, Lottiidae. The transcript is spliced from 5 exons.
AUGCAAACAAAUUAUGUGGUGACAAAAGGUCGCCAUCUUCAGUGUGCCAAGCGACAACAGAUGUUGAGUAGUACCGAAAAGGAAGUUCAAACAAACUUGGAUGAACAACACUCAUCAGGAGAAUUUCGAGAAAUAGGUACAAUGACAGAUAAUAACCUUACGACAGAGAUCAACACUUUAAAGGCUGAAAAUGAAUCUCUCAGGGAUGAAGUAGAGGAACUGAAAACAAGGCAAUGGUCCAGCGAGAAGAUAAGUGGAGAUGAUAAAGCAACUCAGUUUUAUACAGGGCUCCCUACAUUUGCUGUUUUUAUGUGGCUGUUCAGAUAUUUGGAACCAAAAGCGAAUAGAUUGACCUAUUGGAAUGGAGAAAAGAAAACAGCUGAACGACAAAGAUGCAGAAGCCAGAAACUCAGUCUCAUUGACCAGUUCUUAUCAGUACUAAUGCGUUUGAAGGUUGGCCUCUUUGUGAAAGACAUUGCAGACCGUUUUGGAAUUUCUUUGGGAACAUACUCCAAGAUAUUCAACACCUGGAUAAUACUCUUACAGAAAGAGUUGGUGAUUCUGAAUCCCUAUCCAUCAAAAGCACUGGUUCAGCGAUUUCUCCCAGCAGCAUUUAAGAAGUAUCCGAACACCAGAAUUGUCAUUGAUUGCACAGAAGUGUUUAUAGAAAAACCAUCGACACUUCCAGCUCAGAAUGAAACUUUCAGUAACUACAAACACCACAAUACGUUGAAAUUUUUAGUAGGUAUAUCUCCCGGUGGACUUUUUACUUUUGUCUCAAAAGGACGGGGAGGAAGAGUCUCAGACAGAGAAAUUGUAAAGGGGAGUGGAUUCCUUGACCUCAUUAAGAAUGGAGACAAUAUCAUGGCAGAUAAAGGCUUCACAAUUGAGGACCUAUUGAAUGAGAGAUCAGCAUUUCGUAAUAUACCGCCUUUUCUAGGACAAAAUUCUCAGUUUUCUGAAAAUCAGAUUCAGCAAACCAGAGACAUAGCUGAGGUUCGCAUUCAUGUUGGACGUGCCAUAGGACGCUUAAUGAAUUUUCAUAUUUUGGAUGGUGUUCUCCCAUUAUCUUUAAAUCAUUGUGUCAGUGAUAUUUUCAGUGUUUGUGCAUAUUUGACAAACUUAUCACCACCGAUUGUUCCUACUAAUAUGUAA